Rotaria sordida is the source of this 1092-nucleotide messenger RNA. NCBI's taxonomy places the organism in Eukaryota, Metazoa, Rotifera, Eurotatoria, Philodinida, Philodinidae. The record is from the annotation of a GenBank genome assembly.
AUGAAUGUGAUUACUGUUGACUGGUCUGGUGGUAAUCAGUUUCCGUAUGGUCAAGCGGUGGCCAAUACUGUAAUAGUGGCCGCUGUUAUUCGACAGCUCCUUCAAGCAAUAAUCAAUGUCGGUGCACAACCACAACAAAUGCACUUGAUCGGCCAUAGUUUGGGUGCACAUAUAUCGAGUUAUGUGGGACGAGAUUUACCUAAUUUAGGACGCAUCUCUGGCUUGGAUCCUGCCGGACCUGAUUUCUACGUUUCUCUGAUUCCUGACCGUCUCGAUCACUCCGAUGCUCUGUUUGUGGAUGUGAUUCACACGGAUGGUGCACCUCGCGUACACUCUGGUUUCGGUCAUUUGGAGCCAUUGGGACAUGUGGAUUUCUAUCCUAAUGGUGGUUCUGCUCAGCCCACGUGUGGUAGUAAUACCGGUGCCGUCUUACUACAAUCGGCAUGGAGUUUAAUCAGUACCUUUAAUGUGGCAAAUGCUGCCGAUACGUUUGCCUGCAAUCACAUGUCAGCCGUGUACUAUUAUACUGAUUCAAUCAAUACACCUUCGCCGGCUUUUGCUUAUCCUUGUUCGGACUAUAAAAGUUUCGAGCAAGGUUUGUGCACAUCUUGUGGUUCGAGUCCCAAUCAAUGCCAACGAAUCGGCUAUCAUGCUUCACCAUCAAAAGCACUUGGUACACUGUAUCUCAUGACAUUGCAUGGAGUCAAGCCACCUCAUUUAGGCUUUCACUUCAGAGUGACACUUGAAUCGGACAUGAACGACAAUGAACAGCAAACACGAGGCAUCAUCAAAGUCAAAUUCGAUGAACAAGAAGAGGACGCAUCGUUGUUCGAUCAAAAUACACUGCUCAAACGUGGCUCUAUCAAUUCAAAAACGAUUCUCAUUGCCAACAAACCCAAGACACUGAAAAAGAUCAACAUUUCAUUCAAAAAAAGUCUAGGUUUCAGUCUCGGCAUUGGUCUCGCCGAUCAAUGGAAUUUUCGUUCUGUCAUUGUGCUUGAUAUGCAAUCCAAUUCCAGUUACAAAUUUUGUCCGACAUCGAAUUCACCGAUGAUCAAGAGCGGCUCGAAUCUGACGUACAAAUUAUGUUGA